Molecule: messenger RNA, 669 nt
Organism: Limulus polyphemus (Atlantic horseshoe crab)
Lineage: Eukaryota; Metazoa; Arthropoda; Merostomata; Xiphosura; Limulidae
Product: synapsin-like
Exons: 5
Biological process (GO): neurotransmitter secretion
Cellular component (GO): synaptic vesicle; synaptic vesicle membrane
Source: RefSeq, a predicted model, not a curated record
AUGGAUGAGGAUGGCAGUGUUGCCAAGUCUCGCGAGAAAAAUAAGCCCAAAACUAGCGGCAAUGCCUUUGGAUGUGACAGCCCUUGUAUGAUAAAGAUAGGCCACGCCCACAAUGGUGUGGGAAAGAUUAAAGUGGACAACCACAUGUGUUUCCAAGAUGUUUCCAUCCUGGUAGCUGUUAGUGGGACAUACUGCGUGGUUGAGCUCUACAUCGAUGAACAAUGCGACAUACACAUCCAAAAUAUAGGGAACAGUUACAAAGCUACAUCUAAGAAUAAAUCCAUCUCUGGUUGCUGGAAGGCCAACGUUGGGUCAGCCAUAUUGGAACAGAUUCCAAUGACUGACCGCUACAAGCAGUGGGUGGAUGAAGUGUUCUGGAUGUUUGGAGGAUUUGCCAUGUGUGCAGUAGAAACUCUUCAGACCAAAGAUGGGCGGAAUACAUUUUUCAGGUAGGCAGUGAACGACUCUUCCAUGGCAUUGCUACGUGAGAAUCAAGAAGAUCACAGACUAAUUGCUGAUCUUAUAGUUCGUAAAAUGCAUAGCUACUGUAAGCCUAACAUGAGCCAACAGACAUUUAGAACAAACAGCGCAGCUCCUGCUGGCGAUGACCAACCAAGAGAAGACCAAUCCGCCCAGGCUACGACUCAAUCGGUGAGUAUUUAUCAUUAA